Molecule: messenger RNA, 1779 nt
Organism: Lachancea lanzarotensis
Lineage: Eukaryota; Fungi; Ascomycota; Saccharomycetes; Saccharomycetales; Saccharomycetaceae
Gene: MET1
Product: LALA0S01e17238g1_1
Exons: 1
Coding region: 1-1779 (592 amino acids)
Biological process (GO): siroheme biosynthetic process; sulfate assimilation
Molecular function (GO): uroporphyrin-III C-methyltransferase activity
Source: RefSeq, a predicted model, not a curated record
AUGUUGAAGGAUACAGUGCCGCUGAUUGCAUCGCUUAAUGGCGAAAACGAAGCGCAUUUGCUUGUUGGAACACAUUCACUGAAUUUAACCACAAGUAGAGCCACUGCAAUUGUCAAGAGUGGAGCUUUUGCAACAAUCGUGGGAGUUUCAAAACAAUCAGAUGCCGAUGCGUUGCGUAAGAGAUUCGUGGACGAACCUCGCAUCUCAGUGCUUGAGGAUGAUUUCCAGCUCCACCAUUUGACAACCUUGGGACGUCCUCUUGUAGCAAAAGUAGUGGAGAGAGUAUUUGUUAAUCUAGCACAAGACCAGGCUCUUCUGAUGCAAAGCAUCUACCAACAAUGUGUCAAGCUGCGAAUUCCCAUCAAUACCUCACAAAGACCCGAGUUUUCCACGUUCAGCCCCAUUUCCACAUACACAGAUCCUGCAAAUAGUGGUCUUCAAAUUGCAGUCACCACUAAUGGGCAAGGAUGUCUUUUGGCAAAUCGUAUCAAGCGCGAGAUUGUGUCCAGUUUACCUUCAAACAUAUCAAAGGCGGUAAUCAACAUGGGCCAACUGCGAGACCGUAUCAUCUACGAGGACAGCAAUAGCUUGAUAUCCACUUACUACCUCAACAAAGACCUCCAAGAACUUGGGUAUGGUCUCGAUGAAGACAGCUGGGACAGUCAUAAAUUGAACAAGCUGGUGCAUGAGUUUUCCAUGAGCGAUGCGGAAAAGAGACUCAAGAGAACGAGAUGGCUCUCCCAAGUUAUGCAAUAUUUCCCACUUUCUCAACUGGCGGACGUGUCCAUCGAUCAGCUUGCUGACAAGUACAGUAGCAGCGGAAAUGUGGUGACAAGCGGGAGCAGGCUUGAGCCAUCCUCCACUAACAAAGCAAAAGCCAUACCGGAGGCGGAAGGCGCCUCCAAAAACUCGUCUAAGGCUUCAACUUCCGUUUCGGAGAGGUCGGUCAGCGACCAACAGCAACGCACUGGUUCCAUUUCGCUUGUUGGUAGUGGCCCGGGUUCAAUCUCCAUGCUUACUUUGGGUGCUCUCACGGAGAUCAAAACAGCCGAUCUUAUCCUUGCGGAUAAGUUGGUGCCUGAAACUGUGCUGGCGUUGAUUCCAAAACGUACAGAAGUGUUCAUCGCCAGAAAAUUUCCCGGCAACGCCGAAAGAGCGCAACAGGAACUACUAACCAAGGGUCUAGCUGGUUUGCAAGAAGGUAGAAAAGUUGUCAGACUCAAGCAAGGAGACCCUUACAUCUUUGGUCGUGGUGGCGAAGAGUUUUUGUUUUUUUCCGAGCACGGAUAUGUGCCUCAGGUACUUCCUGGCUUGAGCUCUGCUCUCACUUCAACUGUGGUAGCGAAAAUUCCUGCUACUCAAAGAGACGUUGCUGAUCAAGUUCUGAUAUGCACGGGAACCGGUCGCAAGGGUGCUUUGCCGCAAAUUCCAGAGUACGUUUCGACUAGGACAACUGUUUUCUUAAUGGCACUUCAUCGCUCUGACGUAUUAGUCGAAGCUCUAUUGCACCAGGGCUGGGAUCCCGAGGUGCCUGCUGCAAUCAUCGAGCGUGCCUCAUGUCCUGAUCAAAGAAUCACCAGAACGCUACUGAAAUACGUUCCAGAAGUGGUUAAUGAAAUCGGAUCUCGUCCCCCUGGUCUACUCGUUGUAGGGAAAGCCGUGGAAGCCUUGAUCGAUCAGGAAAAACUGAAUUUAAGUGAAAGCACAAAGUUUCGCAUCGAAGAGGGAUUCGAGGGGCCAACAGACAUUCCUUUUGACCUCAGUAUGUUCGGUAACUGA